Sphaeramia orbicularis (orbiculate cardinalfish) is the source of this 1170-nucleotide messenger RNA. RefSeq lists its product as uncharacterized. The coding region runs from base 1 to 1170 and encodes 389 amino acids. The transcript has a single exon. The record is from RefSeq and is a predicted model, not a curated record. NCBI's taxonomy places the organism in Eukaryota, Metazoa, Chordata, Actinopteri, Kurtiformes, Apogonidae.
AUGGACUUUCCAGAGUCUGCUGUGGAGGAACAAGUGGAUCUGUCCAGAGAAGACCUGAGGUUUAUGGACAUGGCCACAAAGUCAGUUAAGCACAUUGAUGGUCACUACCAGGUUGUCCUGCCUUUGAGAAAUUUAAGCGUCAGUAUGCCAAAAAACAAGAAAGUGGUGGAACAGCGCCUAUGCCACCUGAAGAGGAGGCUCCAGAGGGAUUUGUGCAGAAGAGAAGUUGGUUGGGAUGUCCCCAUACCAGAGGCUGUCUCCAAAGAAUGGCUAAAGGGGAUGCAAGGGCUCCACCUACUGGACAAUUUCGAGCUACACAGAUGUUUAAAAGCUCUGGAGUUUGGAGAUGUUAUUACUGCUCAAUUACACCACUUCUGCGAUGUUUGUGAGGAUGGCUAUGGUACAGUCACUUACCUGAUCGUACAGAAUGAGAACCACCAAAUGCACAGUGCUUUCAUCAUGGGAAAGGCUUGUGUCGCCCCACUGAAGACCGUUACAAUCCCAAGAAUGGAACUGAUUGCUGCAACAAUGGCCAGUCACAUGGAUGUCUUGUGGAAGAAAGAGCACCACAUGAGUCUUCAGGAAUCAGUGUUUUGGACUGAUAGUGCUUCUGUGCUGAAAUACAUCCGAAAUGAAACCACCAGAUUCAAGGUGUUUGUUGCCAAUUGUGUUUCAGAGACACUGAAAUCAUCUCACCCUUCUCAGUGGAGAUACGUGGAUACAGCUUCUAAUCCAGCCGACGCAGCAUCCAGAGGGGUCAAAGUGGAGGUAUUUCUGAAAGACAGGCUCUGGUUAACAGGACCUCGGUUUCUUUGCCAACCGGAAAUAGAAUGGCCUCUGAAUCCUGAACCUGUGAGCCCUCUCUCCCAGGAUGAUCCAGAGGUGAAGAAAAGUGCUGUUAUAAAUGCUGUGCAAAUUGGAGAGGAUUCCACUACUCACCUGAUCCAUUAUUCUUCUUCUUGGAUUCAACUGAAGAAGGCUGUGGCAUGGUGGCUGAAAUAUAAGGAAUGGCUGUUGUCCUGUAGCAGGAAAAGGAAACAGUUAACAGCCAGUCAGAGUGAAGUGAGCAUGGAGCAGCAGAGAAGAUGGAGACAAGUUCAGUACAUUUCUGAUCUUUUCUGGAGGCAGCAUAAGGACGUUGCUGACCUCUACAGUGACUCUGUUUUCUGA